Molecule: messenger RNA, 1988 nt
Organism: Papaver somniferum (opium poppy)
Lineage: Eukaryota; Viridiplantae; Streptophyta; Magnoliopsida; Ranunculales; Papaveraceae
Exons: 13
Coding region: 40-1539 (499 amino acids)
Biological process (GO): nucleotide transport
Cellular component (GO): membrane
Molecular function (GO): ATP:ADP antiporter activity
Source: RefSeq, a predicted model, not a curated record
GGAAAUCAGAUUCAGCCACAAUUCUGAUGAUCAUCAAAAAUGAUAGGAAUCAGGUCAAAACUGGAGAGAAUCGUCUCAUCAAUCGUAAAAGUUCAUCCACACGAGAUCUCUUCAUUACUCCACUCCUUCUCCUGUUUCUUCUUCAUAUUGAGUGCAUAUUUCAUAGUACUACCAUUACGUGAUGAAGGAGCAAUGUCAUUAGGUCUGAAUAAUCUUCCUGGUCUCUUCUUGGGUUCAUUGGUUCUCACUUUGAUUGCUGCUCCGCUAUCUACCCUAAUUUUCUCGAUGCCUAAUCUCUCCAAAAUCAAGGCUUUGGUUUUGAUACACAGGUUUUUCAGUGUGUCACUUCUUGUAUUCUUCGUUCUUUGGUAUGCUUCCUCUUCAGGAAAUUCACCUGCUACUUUAAAGGUUUCUGGGUCUGAUCCUGAAGAUAGUCAGAAUCCCGACGUUCAUAAAGGCAUUCCUGCAAGUUCUGCAGGUUGGAGCAAUCAUAGCUCGUUGUACAUCUCAGUUAGAAUUGGGUUCUUCCUCUGGGUUGCACUGCUUAAUCUUAUUACAAUUUCUUCAACAUGGGCUAGGGUGAUCGAUGUGAUGGACAAUGAGUCAGGUUCUAGAUUGUUUGGUUUCAUAGGUGCUGGUGCGACCCUCGGCCAGCUUCUUGGCUCUUUAUUUGCUGCUGGAAUGGCUUGGCUAGGACCAUUUUUGCUUGUUUUUGCGGCUAUCUUGAUGGAACUAGCUGCACAAUCAGCUAAAGGUAUCAGCAAGGAUUUAGUAUCUCAUAGCUCUGAAGAAAUCAAUCCCAUCAGAGAAGCUGAUCAUAAUCAAAAAGUCAAUUCUGAUGAACAAACAAGACUCACUCAUGUAGGGUCUUCCCCAAAGUCUCCAACUGUUGGGAAGCCUCAACUUUGGGUCAUAUUAGAGGGAAUACAACUAAUAUUGUCAUCAACAUACCUUCUCUACGUGUCUCUGUUCUUAUGGCUUGGUGCAGUUGUCUCGUCUUUCUUCUACUUUCAGAAAGUAACUGUAAUUGCGAUGGCCGCUGCGACCCCAGUUGCCAGAAGAAAGUUGUUUGCACAAAUCAAUAGCUUGACUGCUGUUUUCAUUCUUGCUGGACAACUCACUAUAACAGGGCGUGUCCUUACUGUAGCUGGAGUUACUACAGCUAUUUGUGCAACACCUUUUGUUGCUUUUUCAAAUAUGAUUGCUGUAUGGCCAACAUAUAUUGUCGUAGCCAUCACCGAGACACUUAGAAAGGUGGUCACAUACGUUUUGACUAGACCUGGGAGGGAACUCUUAUUUACUGUUAUCUCACAGGAUGAAAAAUACAAAGCGAAGGUAUGUAUCGAUGUGAUUGUUCAAAGGCUUGGAGAUGCUACAGCUGCAGGGAUGUACAAGCUGCUGUUCAGCAUGCUUCGUAAGAGACUUUCAACUAUCCCUCUCUAUGUUUUGCCUAUCUGUUUCUUGUGGAUAGUAACAGCUUUCCAUUUGGGACGUCGCCAGGUUCACUUAGCCAAGCUUCAGGCCAUGUCAGUGACUUGAAAGUUUGCUGGAAACGGAACAAGGCAGCUAAUUUAACUUUUUCACUUUUAUGUACAGUAAUAGCUGUUAAUCCAUUCCAAAGCUCAGUUAUCACCUUAUACCAAAAGAUAGGGAAAAAAAAAUCACAGUAAAUUUUAUAACAACCACUUUCUUUGCUUCUUAGGAUGAACUUAUUUGAAGCAAUGUGCCAUCACAGUCGCAUUCUGUGGACGAUAAAGCUAGCAUUUAGUCACUUAAUCAUACACAUUUAUUUAGCUGUUGGAUGGUCCCAUUAUGAUCUCAAGUCUAGUGUGUGAUAGAUUCUCAUGGUCAUCUGGUCGCGGCACAUGGCUGGCAAUAGCGAAUUGUACCCCAUUGUAGGUGAGCUCAUUUCGUACAAUAGUUCUCAACUAUUGAUGUUAUAUCUUUCAAUGCAACAAUUAUAUGGAGUUUAUCCUAAACUUUACCUG